AUGGUGAUUCGAGGCGGUGGAAUAGGAGAUGCAAACCAGACCCUGCGGAUAGGCAAAGACCUCCAUGACAUGAAUAGAGAGGAGGUAGAUGCAAGGCUGUGGCUAGAACAGGACAAGAUGAAGAGAGAACGGGAGAAGGUAGAGAAGAAGAUAGUUAAAGUAGAACCAGAGAUCAGGAACGUUGAGGCAAGAACGGAGAAGGUAGAGAAGAAGCCAGUUGCAGUAGAACCAGAGAUCAGGAACGUUGAGGCAGAAAAACACAAGGACUUGAAGAAGCAGGUAUCGCAACUUCAUGACAAGGGGACCAACAAGAAGUUCAUCAAGAAAAUAACGCAGGAAAUAAAGUACCUUCGAAAGGAAAACAAGCAACUUCGAAAGGAAAUGAGGCAACUUCGAGAUAAUGUGAAUGAGAAAAAAAAGAGCCUUUCCUGGUCAGAGACAAUGCUGGAUCUUAGUCAAGCAGGAUACAGGAAAGCUUCAAUGAGCAAUGGCGUUUCCUUGAGGAGAAGGCCCUCCGGGGACAGGGAAGACGACGACGACGACAUGUUUCCUGCUAUGGCAAAGCAUGGAAGCGAGAUGGAGGGUGAUGUGCGUACGACUCUGGAAGGCGGGUCCUGUCAGCCUGAUACAGGGGACGAGAUAGAGGACUUCCUUGAAGGAUGGGGAGGGGUCAGCGAAAAGUACCUUCUGUCCUUGGACGGUUACCUGGAGGGGAAUCCAGAACAUGAUAAUUUGCUCAGCGUCUGCAUGCUAUGGCGCCGUCGUGACAUGGAGAAUCGACGGCUUGUCGUUACGACUUCGAUGGGUGCUCGAAUAAAGGUGUAUUCUGAGCAAGAUAUGAUAGAAAGGAUCAAGGAAAUGAAAGUAUACUCGUGGAUGCUUGAGGAGUACAAGGAAGCCGUCAAGCACGACCUUCUGUACAAAAAUGUAGCUAACAUGGUGGGAACGAGCUUGGGAACGAGGAAUACGAUGAGGAAGCAGGAGACCGAACAGGAGAGAAGAGCGAGAGAGGUUGAGUCCAAAUAUCAGAUUGUUGGAGGCUCAUGUCGGUACAUGUUCCAAUACACGACAGCAGAGGCGAUUGAACAACUGCAUUUCGCGAUGGCUUCUGUGGAUAAUUUUGAAACGCUGAUGGAUUCGAAAACGGGAGACCGAGCAAAGCGGAUGGUGAAUCGGCUGCAUGCAAUGUAUCGUGUUGGAGACAAUGUGCACUGGGGGCUUCUCAGCAGGUUUGUCGCCACAGAGCUAGCACAGAGGCUUGGAGAAGCUUUUGUGAGAAAGAUCGAGCAGUUGGUGGGGAUCGCUGAGAAUCCGAUACUUCGUGGUGUGUUGUUUGAGAUGCUAUUCUUUGCUCGGAUAGGAAACGAGCAAGGGCUACGUGUGACCAGUAGGACAGGAGAAGAAGUCCAUUGGGAGAGCUAUGCUGUGAAGACGUUUGACCCAACACAACUCUAUACGUCUGGAAUCGAGAGGAGUGUAUGCCUGAAGCCAAUAGCUUGGAAUCAGGGCGGCUACGACGCUGUGAUUGUAGAUCUAAGGGAGAGGAUAGUGCGCUUUGUGCAGGUGACAGCGGCAAGCAAGCAUGACCUGAAAUUGCAGUACUUUGCAGACUGCAUGGAUGCCUUGAGCAUCGAAAGAUGGGAUCAAUGGAAGAUGGAGAUUGUUUUCGUCGUCACAAAGGACAAUCUUGCAAAGUUCAGUCUGAGCGAGGUGGUCGAGGAAGGCGCGCUCGCGAGGUAUGGUUGGAGAGCCGGAGAGGAAGCGAGCAAAGCAUGUGUGGUUGGGAUGGACCCUAGAGCACAAGGAUGGAGCAGCAGGAUAGGAUGA
Guillardia theta CCMP2712 is the source of this 1827-nucleotide messenger RNA. RefSeq lists its product as hypothetical. NCBI's taxonomy places the organism in Eukaryota, Cryptophyceae, Pyrenomonadales, Geminigeraceae. The coding region runs from base 1 to 1827 and encodes 608 amino acids. The record is from RefSeq and is a predicted model, not a curated record. The transcript has 4 exons.